UACGUGCACCGGUUUAGGCGACCCCAUUAUUGUGCUCUCCCAUGGUCACGUGUCUUUGUCCUCCAAUCCAGUUUCUGCCAUGGAUCAACUUAUCAGAGGUCUGUAUAGUUCACAGUGAAGUCAAGUAGUUACAAGAUUUCCACAGAAUCUGCUUUUGUGUCUAUUCCAUAGCGGGAGUGUAUACGCCCAGUUGAUCCUGUGCGUGUUUUUGUUAUGUCGACAUUGGGGACUCUUGGUUACUACGCUGACUCACACAUUCCACACGAGGACGAUGAUCAUAUGGCACCAAGGUUCGCCACUGGACCUGCGCUCCCGCAGCCUCGAGAGCUGACGCUAUCUGAAUAUGGCGAGCAGGAGUCGUACCCUUUCCAAGCCAAGUCAACUAUUUUUGGCGCGUCAUGGAGUCCGGUGCCUGUGCAGCCGCCUGGUAGUACAUCUAUCGCAUACCAUCCUUAUAUACAUCACCCAUGUCCAACCGGGGAACCCGAUGGAGCGUCCAUGCGUGCUUGGGCGUUGGAGCCGCUAUCUGCAUCCGUGCCUUUCACGGGAUUACCAACGGAUAUGCACCACGAUAUCAAACUUGAGCCACUGGUCGGGAACGGUGAGUGCACAACGCUUGAUGCGCACACACUAAUCGCGCCUGAUGCUGACCACGACGCGGCCCCCGCGGCGAAAAAGGUGUCUGGCGACACGGAUUUGACUCAGUCGAAAGACGACAAGACAUCGACAGAGACUAAGCCAGAUCUAGACCCCAAUAACCCUGCGUCCAACUGGCUACAUGCGAAGUCAACCAGAAAAAAACGCUGUCCUUACACUAAGCAUCAAACUCUUGAGCUGGAAAAGGAAUUUCUUUUUAAUAUGUACCUGUCCCGUGACCGUAGAUACGAAGUGGCAAGACUUCUAAAUCUCACGGAGAGACAAGUCAAAAUUUGGUUCCAAAAUCGUAGGAUGAAGAUGAAGAAAUGCAACAAAAAUCGCCCCAAAGACAACUGAAAUUAAACUGAUAAGUGCACGGCAGUGGUUUGGACAGCAUCCCUCUUCCUACGCACACGGAUUUUGUAUCGUGCGUCUGCUCUAAUGCAAAGCAACGGCAGCAACAAAAUGUACUUUGCACAAUCUCUCGGUUUGAGAGUGUGCUUGUGUAACAGUCGCGUCUUUGUAUAAGGAUAUUUGUUAUUCCUCUUGUCUCGUGUUUGCUUGUUAUAGGUCUAGGUGUUACGAUUAUGUGCAUUCUGAGCGUCUUUCAGUUUUGGGAAGCUUCCAAGUAGGCCAGGGAUGUGUACUGAAAUGCUCGAAGACAUUAAAUAGUGGUUUGCAUGAGUGUCAGUUUUGUUUUUUUUUCUCCAGAAUGAAUUCAGCCCACGAUAUCGAUGUUUAAUGUAACUACCUAGAUGUAUUUGAACUACCUAUUUGCAUUAUGAAUAUUCGUGUUUUGUUGUCGUUGAGACGUCAGUGAAAUUUGUAUCAUAAAUAUGCCUGAAAUAUUUGUGACUAGAAAAAAAAUAGCCUGUACACGUACGAAAAAUACCUCACAUUAUCAGUUUACUUAGCCAUUUUCAAAUGAAAGAUCAUCUGUGUAGAUGGCAAAAUAAAGUUCUGAAAAUGCAA
This is a messenger RNA of Electrophorus electricus (electric eel), 1608 nucleotides long. It is a transcript of the gene hoxa9b, whose product is annotated as homeobox A9b. Gene Ontology annotation, cellular component: nucleus. The record is from RefSeq and is a predicted model, not a curated record. Lineage: Eukaryota; Metazoa; Chordata; Actinopteri; Gymnotiformes; Gymnotidae. Gene Ontology annotation, molecular function: RNA polymerase II cis-regulatory region sequence-specific DNA binding; DNA-binding transcription factor activity, RNA polymerase II-specific. Gene Ontology annotation, biological process: proximal/distal pattern formation; regulation of transcription by RNA polymerase II; anterior/posterior pattern specification.